Umbelopsis ramanniana AG is the source of this 945-nucleotide messenger RNA. RefSeq lists its product as uncharacterized. The transcript has 2 exons. Bases 17 to 697 code for a protein of 226 amino acids. The record is from RefSeq and is a predicted model, not a curated record. NCBI's taxonomy places the organism in Eukaryota, Fungi, Mucoromycota, Umbelopsidomycetes, Umbelopsidales, Umbelopsidaceae.
CCACUUUCCAUCACCUAUGCCGCACUUUGCAAUCACCAAUCUCACAAACGUACCACUUCAUAUUGCCCUCUCGCAUUUGGGCCCUGUCCAUUAUUAUAACAACCUUCAGCCCAACCAGACUGUCACGCUCAGUGUUGGUCAAGUCUGGUUUACCAUCGAAGCAAAGGUAGCAUCAGGAGAAAACGAGUAUAAAUGGCACCAUGUUGCUGUUCCCAUUGUAGCCGCCACGGUUGUAGGUGUAGCUUCGGCGGCUGCUAUAGGGGUCGUAGCCACUGCUGUUUCAGCUGAAGCGGCCAUUGCAACCUUUUUGGCAGCAGGUGCCAGAGCUGGUACGUACGCUACUACACUGACGCAGAAAAAACCCAUACAGUACGCCUCGAAGAAACUCAAGGUCGUUGGGAAAGAACAUAUCAAGGAUUUUAAGAAAAGUUGGGUGGCGAAAAAAUGCUGCAAACGAUAUGGAGUCUAUGUUCCAAAAGAAGGUAUCGAAGCUCGGAUUGUCGGUGGCCCACAAGCUGUUUACCCAACAGCCGACGGUACCCAAGUUAUAGACGCCGACGUCACAAUGGUCAAUUUUAACAUUCUCAUUAAAGACACCGCUGCGUCGGCCGCCGUUCGACCGCCAUUACCACCACGACCACUCACUGUACCUCGAAUGAGCAAUUCAGGCGACAAAAUAUCUGUCAAGUCCAUGUAAAUUGAUCCUUGUACUUCAUACCCGAAAUAGCCAAUUUGGUUUUAAAAAAACCCUUGCCAUUGUUCAACUAAAAUAAUUUUGCCGUUUCAUUUUUUUAUUCAUCUUUUCCUUUGAUUCUAAUACUUAUCUCCCUUAACCCCCUUGUAAAGUAAAACCCAGCAUUAUAUAAAAUACGAGUGCGAGUACAAUGUCUAUAGUAUAGCAAUUCUCUCAACUAUAGUAAUGAAAUGUCCUGAUCAAUACACACU